ACUGAGCUACGCUUUCUGCACUUAAAACGAUAGGGGUCUAAUUAGCAUUAAAGAAAAAGAGAAAAAGGACGAAAAAAUUCAAUGGAAUCUGUGAAUUAGCUCAAUUACCUAAUCUAACCUAUUUUUUUAAAUAUAACCUGACUGACGAGACGCGCGAAAGGAUAGCGUGAAUGCAGUGCAAAUUUCUCUGACGAACAUUUAUCUUUCCUCUUUUUUUUUGGCGGACAGAGAUUUAAAAAUAAAAUCUCCACAUAUUCUGCUUCCAGUUUAUUACAUUUUAAAAUGUUCUCCAGAGACAGAAAAGGCGAGAUGGAGAUUGAUGUGAUGUUGGACGAACCAUGGACCAGUGAUUCGUGCACAAAAGUCGUGAUGGAGCUCAUAAAAUAUAUUCUGUAUCAAAAGCAGCAGAUACCCUUAACAUACGAGGCGUUAGAGAGGUUCCAGAAUACAACAGAUAGGAACGCAGUCUCCUUCAAAGCUCUAUCGAGCACCCUGAAGAACGUUGAGGAUCAUUUGUCCUCGCAAUUCUUCCUCAAGGGUUGCGAUAUAAAAGAAGUUGCCCUAAUACUUGGCGCUACGAUACUAUCACCGAAAUUCUACAUUGGCAUAGACCUUCCCUCGUAUGUUCUCAACAGCAAGCAACACAAAGAGUAUCAACAUUCUUCUAGGAAACCGCUUUUGAAACUUAUGAGGUCUAUGUUUGAAUGUGACGAGUUUCAGAAGGCUAUGAAUGCUCCUUUAAACAUGACAAACAUGUUUAUUAUGCUGAAGAAGAGCGACAGUAAUUCGGUAUCUGAUUUCUUUUUACCUAAACCGCAAUAUGUGCCAUCUGUACAAACAGCAGGUUGCUUCAAGAUUAAACUAUGUCAGAGUGAUCAAGUAGAGAUACGGUGCAACUGUAGGACACUUAUUAAAGUGUAUCAUGACUCGUGUAUGACUUACUUAGAGAACGAAGAUGAUGUGCAAUAUACUCAGUAUAAUAAUUCUACUCAGUCUUCCUAUCAAUGGUAUCAAUCAAAACAGGUCAUAAAAGGAUUUAAAUUCUAUUUGUGACCAUAACUUUGUAGCAUGACGUAGCAGAAUUCA
Molecule: messenger RNA, 1086 nt
Organism: Trachymyrmex cornetzi
Lineage: Eukaryota; Metazoa; Arthropoda; Insecta; Hymenoptera; Formicidae
Product: MAD2L1-binding protein
Exons: 2
Coding region: 283-1053 (256 amino acids)
Biological process (GO): regulation of exit from mitosis
Cellular component (GO): nucleus
Source: RefSeq, a predicted model, not a curated record